AUGGAGAAAAAUUAUCCCCAGGAACAUGGUCAUCGUUUCAAUACUAAUCAGUAUUAUAGAGUUUUACAUAGUGGUGAGAGAAUCAAGCGCGAUUGGUUAAGUUUUAGUGUUAGUAAUAGUCGAAUGUAUUGUUUAUACUGUAUGUUUUUUGGAAAAAAUAAACAAAGAUCGUGGACAGUUGACGGAUUUCAUGCUUGGCAAAAAUUACAGGAUAUAAGUUUGCAUGAAAAAACUGAAAAUCAUAUAAAUGCUGCUAUUAUAGUCAAAAUGAAAUUAUCUUGUAUCCCAAUUUUUCCACAAAUAUAUGAAAAUAAAAGAAAGCAAGUAUUAGAAAACAGAGAAAUCAUAAAUGCUCUCAUUGAAAUAACUUUGUUUCUUAGUCAACAUUCAUUGCCAUUUCGUGUCCAUCGUGAAAGCUGGGAUGAACGUAAUAAAGGAAAUUUUAAAGACCUAGUUAUACUGAUCAGUAAAUUUUCUCCAGAAUUAGCUAUAUAUAUAAAUCACUUGAAAACCAAAGGAAAGAGUGAAGAUAUUUUCCUUGAAAAUGAAUUAGAUUGGAGAUCUUCAUUUGUUGGUGAGAGUUACGAUGGCGCCAGCAAUAUGCGAGGACAAUAUGAAGRUUUACAAGCUUUCAUAAAAGAAGUAAAUCCGUCUGCAGUUUAUACGUGGUGCUAUGCUCACCGUCUGAACCUUAUCGUAGUUCAAGUUGCUAGUAGUUCUGCUGAUGCAGUAAAUAUGUUUGGUAAUGUAGAAGAACUGUAUAACUUUAUCUCAUCUAGUAAAAAAAGAAUAGCUUUCUAYGAAAAUACACARAAAGAAAUCAGACCAGCUGAAAGAGUAARRAGAUUAAAAAGAGUAAWUACAACUAGAUGGAUGUCAUAUUCCAWGGCUCUCCAGACAGUUCUAAAYACUUUURAUAUAAUCAUAGACACUUUGGAAAAUAUCAAAGUUACAGAACUAUCUGAUUACAAGACUUGCUCUAAAGCCAAUGGAUUAAUUGAAUUUUUACUAUCASWAMAAUUUGUAAUGACUGCUAUAUGUUUCAGUAAAAUAUUUCAAUUAUUAGAUCCAGUUWMAAAAAUUMUUCAAUCACCCGAUAUUGAUUUAUUAGGAGCAGUAAACAGUGUACAAGUGRUCUUAGAUAACAUUAAAAAAAUGAGAUCAGACAAAAUAUUUCAAAAUAUCUGCAAUGAAACAACAAUUUUCRUGGAAAAAUCUGACUUUGAGUUUACAUCAUUGCCAGUGAAACGUUGUAGACAAAAAAAUUAA
Molecule: messenger RNA, 1269 nt
Organism: Diuraphis noxia (Russian wheat aphid)
Lineage: Eukaryota; Metazoa; Arthropoda; Insecta; Hemiptera; Aphididae
Product: zinc finger MYM-type protein 1-like
Source: RefSeq, a predicted model, not a curated record